CGACAAUAGACUAAAGGAAUUUUGGAGUUUAUAUUUGAGAAAUCAAAGUAAUCGUCAAAAUGAGUGCCGAGAAUGUGGUGACUGAACAGCCCAUAACGGCCACCACUGCCGGCACCACUGAAUUCAGUCUAUUUGGUCCGUCCAAUACGAACGGCGCGAGUCUAGAGAUUCUUAAGAAUUAUGAAUCGCUUAUUGUUAAGCAAGAGAUUGAUAUAAUGGGAUCCGUUUGUGACAAAUGCUUGUGUUGUGAUAAACUUAAUAAAUAUAAAAUCAAAGACAUAAAUGGCAAAACAAUUUUGACGGCUACUGAGGGUAAGGAGGAAAGUUGUUGUUCGUGUAAUUGUUGUCGUUGUUGUCGAAGGGGUCGGCGCUUUGAAAUGAAGAUAAAGGACGACACCGGAAGGGAAGUGAUUCGCUUGAAGAUGAAGANAGUUGGGAAGAAAUAUAGUGUAAAAUGA
This is a messenger RNA of Oppiella nova, 458 nucleotides long. The record is from the annotation of a GenBank genome assembly. NCBI's taxonomy places the organism in Eukaryota, Metazoa, Arthropoda, Arachnida, Sarcoptiformes, Oppiidae.